UUGAUCGAAAUAUGAAAUUUCCUAUCGUCUUUGUCGUAAUCGUCGCAGUCGCAAUGGCAUCAUCUGUUCAAGAAGAAACCAUCACAAACGAAUCCCAAGUUUCACCCGAGGGCUACACAUUCAACGUGGCAACAAAUAAUGGAUUUGAACAUAGUGCAGAAGGUAAAAUUGAAAAUGAGAACACAGAGCAUGGAAGUCUCGCUGUUCACGGACAUUUCAAAUAUGUUGGUGACGAUGGAGUGACCUACGAAGUCAGAUAUAUUGCCGAUGAGAACGGUUUCCAGCCCAUCGGUGCUCACAUUCCCCAACCUUUAGAUGAUUAGGUGUUGAAUAAAUUUACUAUAUUUCUUUCAUUAUUUUUGAAUUAACUAUGGGUAUAAUAACAUCGAGUAUGAUAACUACUCUAGUAAUGUUUUUUGUGCUAAAUUUUUUGACAACAAAAAUGUAUAUAUAGUUAUAUAAAGAUUAUUCAAGAAAA
Drosophila albomicans is the source of this 478-nucleotide messenger RNA. RefSeq names its product larval cuticle protein 65Ag1-like. The transcript has 2 exons. Gene Ontology annotation, cellular component: chitin-based extracellular matrix. The record is from RefSeq and is a predicted model, not a curated record. Bases 12 to 323 code for a protein of 103 amino acids. Lineage: Eukaryota; Metazoa; Arthropoda; Insecta; Diptera; Drosophilidae. Gene Ontology annotation, molecular function: structural constituent of chitin-based larval cuticle.